Messenger RNA from Truncatella angustata, 2574 nucleotides. Its product is annotated as CDC45 family. Gene Ontology annotation, cellular component: DNA replication preinitiation complex. Bases 1 to 2574 code for a protein of 857 amino acids. Gene Ontology annotation, biological process: mitotic DNA replication preinitiation complex assembly; double-strand break repair via break-induced replication; DNA replication initiation. The transcript has 2 exons. Lineage: Eukaryota; Fungi; Ascomycota; Sordariomycetes; Amphisphaeriales; Sporocadaceae. The record is from RefSeq and is a predicted model, not a curated record. Gene Ontology annotation, molecular function: single-stranded DNA binding; DNA replication origin binding; chromatin binding.
AUGUAUCUGCCACGUGAAUUGGUGUCGAAACUAUAUGUCCACCUGCAGAGAACUCGGCAUCCUCUGUCGCCGCCUGUCCUCAUCCUCGCCGCCCUCGAGCCCGAUGCUCUUUGCGCCUGUCGCAUCCUCACCCGCCUACUGAAGCACGACUACAUACCGCACAAGAUCCAUCCGGUAUCUGGCUAUGGAGACCUUGAACGCGCUGGCCAGGAGCUCGUUGCUCCUAUGAUGGAGACACGGGGCGGGAGUGGUGGUGUCGUUGUGUGUCUUGGUGUCGGUGGCAUGGUCGACAUGGGCACCAUGUUGGGUCUCGAGGUCGACGGCCAGGAGUCGAGUUUUAAUGGUGUAGAGGUCUGGGUAUUCGACGCACAUCGGCCUUGGAACUUGAGCAAUGUUUUUGGGGGGUAUCCGCUGGAGCCUGAGGCAGAAGGCGCCUCGAGUUUCCAGGCACGAGCACCAGAAGGUGUGACGUCGGGACGUAUAGGUCGGUCGUACAAGCCUGGCAAGGGUGGCAUCAUUGUUUUCGACGAUGGCGAUAUUUUAGAAGGGCUUGAUACAGAACGUGACGCGUACCUUGCCCUCGUGGAUAUGCCAGACAUUGAUGAGGAGGAUGGCGACCUUUACGGCGACAGCGAUUCCGAGUCUGGAGGUGAGGAAGAAGCGCCUCCAAGGCCCGGGCAGAAGAGGAAGUCUUGGUCAGAUCGAGAUGACGAAAGCAGUGACGAAGAGGACGAUCGACCAAGGCAGAGGCGGCGGAGCAAUUCUUCCACCCCUAUCCCAGACUCACCACGCCCCGCGCAACGUGGACUCAUAUCUAUACGCGAUCCAGAGAUCAUCCUCUCAGACGAUGCACAAGAUCCUCCUUCAGCAGCGCAGCUCCCGAGGGGACCCUCUGCCCGUUCCCUUCGGAGGAAACUGUUGCGGAUGAAGCAAGAGCACGAAAACACUCUACGGAAAUACUACAGGAUGGGUGCUUCAUAUUCGGAACCAGUUUCGGCCAUGAUCUAUUCGUUGGCGUCAGAACUGGGUCGUGAAGACAAUGAUCUUUUAUGGCUGACGAUUGUUGGUGUCACAUCUAUGGAAUUAUAUGGGCGUUCAUCUGGAGGCCUUGCUAUAUCAGUCAGGGGUUCCGACUCCACAUCUGCCACGGGCUGGAUGGGUGUUCGUGGUGCAAGGAUACGACAGCUACUACGCGACGAAGUACGGCGACUGAACCCACCAGAACUCGUGUCUCAGAAUGGUCGAGUCUCUCCAGCAGAAAGUGCGGGAGUUAUUCCGACGACAGCGCGGAGUCCAGAAGAUACCUCCAUUAGACUGUCGCCCGAACCAAGGUUUCUGCUUAUCAGACACUGGUCCCUCUAUGACAGCAUGCUGCAUUCGCCCUACCUUUUCUCGAAACUUCGUAUAUGGAGUGAAAGCGGGCUAAAGCGACUACACAAGCUCCUUGCCAAGAUGGGUGUUAGUCUCGUACAAUGCAAACAAAGCUAUACCCACAUGGACAUGAUGCUCAAAAAGGAGCUUCGCGCCAAGCUCCUCAAGUACGCUUCACUUUACAACUUGGACGACAUGGUUCCUGCAGCCGAGACCGACGGACGCGAUCGUGGUGGGGCCAAAGACGGCUGGGGUUUUGUGCGAAGCUGGGGCUGGCGUGCUACACUUUCGGCGCAAGACGUCGGAGUAGUCAUCGGUGCGCUGCUUGAGGUCGGUCGCAAUGCCCCGUCAUUGCAUGGUGAAAGCCACCAGUCGUUCUCCUCCCAAAUAUUAGACUCUGAAGACGACGACGGUAUCGCGGAAACGGAAGAAUGGGUCUCUCGCUUUUGGGAAGCAUAUGACGCACUGGAAAACAUUGACGCGCUCAAGGCCGGCCUACCAACUGCUCAGUACCUGCACCGUGCCAUAUUCCGCACCGGCACCAGUCUGAUGGGCAAGAAGCAAAUCAAGCACCUCAACGCUUUCCGCAUGUGUGUCAUCAAAGAUGGUCCUGACGUGCCGCUUUUCACGCACCCAGCUGCCCUGACCAAACUUGCGCUCUGGAUCGGCGAGGCCCUUGCGGAACAGGAGAGAGACGAUAAAGGCAAGCUAGGUCAUGGAGGGCGAGGCACACCAUUGGUCGUCGCCAGUCUAAAUGAGAAGAGGGGCGUCUAUGUCGUCGUGGGCACCGGAGGAGGUGGAGGCCCAGAUCUGGCGUUCCUGGACCGCGAGGAGGCUAAAGAGAAAGACAAAAAGCGAGAAGAGAAGAAGAAGGCACGUGAGGCUCGGCGGAAAAUUCGGGAGGAGAAGAAAGCCGCAAAACGAGCCCAGCGCGGCGAAGAGGACGAGGAAGAUGAGGACGAUGAGACGGAGUCUGAAGCCAGCGACUCGGACUCGGAUUCAGAGGACGACGACGAGGAAGCAGAAGAACGGAAGAAGAAGGGCUACGGCCUCAACAAGUUCGGCAGCGCAUUUCAGGAUGUGGUUUCCGAGACGAACGCCCGAGUCCGCAUUGACAGCUUUGAGCAUUGCGUCGUUGAAGUACGGAAGGACGACCUCCAAGGCUUCUUGGAGAGUUUGAGUGCGAAGGCUGUUGUCGGCUGA